UCCUCUCUUUCCCAUUCCCCCAAGCAUCUAUUUAUUCUCACCUCACCCCCUCCCAAUUUCCUCACAACUCCCUCCCAUUCAUUCUCUCUCUCUCUCUCACACACACACACACACAUUCUACCUGCUUUCCAAGUUUUGGAAGUAAAAUGACUCUUCUUGGCCUUUCCAUAGUGGGAUUUCUCUCUCUAUUUUCAUGUGUUCGUGGGUAUGAUGAGGGAUGGGUUGAUGCUCAUGCCACUUUCUAUGGAGGCGGUGAUGCUUCUGGCACAAUGGGUGGGGCAUGUGGGUAUGGGAACCUGUACAGCCAAGGGUAUGGGACAAACACAGCAGCCUUGAGCACAGCACUGUUCAACAGUGGCCUGAGCUGUGGGGCUUGUUUUGAAAUCAAGUGUGUUAAUGACCAAAAGUGGUGCAUCCCUGGCUCUAUUGUGGUCACAGCCACCAACUUCUGCCCACCCAACAAUGCCCUCCCAAACAACGCAGGAGGGUGGUGCAACCCUCCUCAGCACCACUUUGACCUCUCCCAACCUAUUUUCCAACAGAUUGCUCAGUACAGGGCUGGGAUUGUCCCUGUUUCUUACAGAAGGGUAUCCUGUUCUAAAAAAGGAGGCAUCAGAUUCACAAUCAACGGCCACUCGUACUUCAACUUGGUCCUAAUCACAAACGUCGGAGGUGCAGGAGACGUCCAUUCCGUUUCGAUCAAAGGGUCGAAGACUGAUUGGCAGCCCAUGUCCAGGAAUUGGGGUCAAAACUGGCAGAGCAACACUUACCUCAAUGGGCAAAGCCUCUCUUUCAAGGUCACAGCAAGUGAUGGCCAAACCGUGGUCAAUUACGAUGUCGCCCCUGCUGGCUGGUCCUUUGGCCAAACCUUUAGCGGUGGGCAGUUCCCCUGAAUUCGGGAACCCACCUCUAAACCUAGUAGUUCCUCCAUAUUAAAUUGGAACUACCUAGUAGUAAUAGUCUCGUUUUUUCCAUUUUUCUUUUUUUAACUGAUAGUCAAAGAAAUAAGCAAGAAUACUGCAGCUUGCAGUAAUGAGACUCGAAUCGGAUCGGUCUCAAUUGUACUAGUUUUUAUGGUACCUUUCAUUUUCAGAGUUGGGUUUCGGCAGAAAAUGGGAGGGAAAAAAAAAGGAGGUAUAUUUCUAGGUGGUCCUUAGGGUAAAAGAGUCAUUUUCAAAGGUUGGUUUGGGUCAAAAAAUGAAAAGAAAAGGGUUUUAUUUUAUUUUAUUUUAAGAUGGCUCUUAAGGUAAAAGAGUCAUUUUAGGAGUUGGGUUUGGGUUGAAAAUGAUAUAAAAAGGGCCUUAAUUUAGGGUGGGGUCCUUGUUUUUUUGGGUCAUUUUAUACUACCCCAGUUUGAGGUGACUAUGGAGGUUUUGGUUUCUGUCUCUGAACUUUUUGGGGAAGGCAGAAAUCAGGCAGUGGUGGAUUCAUCAAGUACCCGCCCCUUCAUAAGUUGCUUUGUGCGCGCGUCAUCUGUCUUUCUAUUUGUAUUUGAAUUGUUGUUCAUUUUCCCUUAUUGAAAUGAAGUCAAUUGUAAUCAGCAGUUUGCUUGCUGAAGUA
Molecule: messenger RNA, 1560 nt
Organism: Rhododendron vialii
Lineage: Eukaryota; Viridiplantae; Streptophyta; Magnoliopsida; Ericales; Ericaceae
Product: expansin-A15-like
Exons: 3
Coding region: 147-893 (248 amino acids)
Biological process (GO): plant-type cell wall organization
Cellular component (GO): extracellular region
Source: RefSeq, a predicted model, not a curated record